Lymnaea stagnalis (great pond snail) is the source of this 1669-nucleotide messenger RNA. Lineage: Eukaryota; Metazoa; Mollusca; Gastropoda; Lymnaeidae. The record is from the annotation of a GenBank genome assembly.
CCACAUGUUACAGUCUCAGUAAGCAGAAGUCUUGUCGGUGAUUUAAAAGGCGAGGUUUAUCUGUCGCUGACCUGUAAGCGCAAUUCAACCAUCGACUGACGUGGGCAGGAGAUCUUAGGCAGGAUGAGGACGUUAUCAGCAUUUCUGCUCGGGACUGUGUUGGUCAGCAUAGGUGACUGUAUCAUUGGCCUUUUCGUUGUUGGACAUUAAUAAUUUGAAACAGAAAAUACAGGAUGCUACACUUCUCAAUUCAGAAAUUGUUCAAAAUUUAAAAAAAUAUCUUUAAAACACAAAACAUGUAUAAAACACGCUAUACAAAGAUAGUUCCAUACCACCAUAACGUUUAGAGAAUGUAAUCUCUAAUUUUAAUGUAUGGCUCGUUGAUAAACAGUACACACCAAAGGACACAAAUACUUUCUUCCCAUACACAUUUUAAAAUAAGUUUGAUUCUUUAAUGCAUAUUUAAAUUUACAUUCUUCUUUUCAAUGUAAUGGAUAUUUCUAAUACAAUGUAUAUCAAUUUGAUCACAAAAUAAUUUAUCUGAUGAGCAAUAAUAACAGUUUUCGAGUUUGCUCAUUUUAUUAGUUUAGUUUAAGCUAUAAAUAUUGUAAAAUUCUUUGACAUUUUACGUAAUGAGGCUCAUAUUUUCCAUAGAAACACAUUUAAAAAAAAAAUAUUUUAAAUAAUUAAAAUUUAGUGAUUAUAAUUAAAGUUUUUUUUUUCCUUUUUCUAUUUCCUACUAAAAAUAGUAAGCAUUGCCAAAUCUCAAGCAGUUCCUUUGGAUCUAUCCAAAACCUCUUAACUCUGAACGUCUUGUAUUUUGUUGGGCAGUCCUUGAGAUCAUACUCUUUACUGUAACCUAUGUGUAUUUUAGCCACUUCCCAGACAUUGGACAACUGCCCGGCCGGCCUGCCAAGAGACAGGUUCCUCCAAGUCCAUGGAGACUUCUGCUUCCAGUUCGUUCUCAACCGCCUCCGAACCCACACCUUGGCAAAAGCGGACUGCGAGAGUCAUGGGGGCACCCUGGCCUUGGUCAAAACCCCGGACAUCCAGGCGUACCUCUACAAAGAGCUCGUCAUUACCUACAACCUUCACCUUUCUAAGAUCUGGAUCGGUCUCAACGACAUCGACAAUGAAAAUAUCUACAAGUGGGAGGAUGGUACUCCGCUGAACUUCACAGCCUGGGAUAGCGGCGAGGGUCCGAACUCGGGGUCAUUUUAUCACGCGACGCACCACAACGAGAAUGAUUGCGUGGUCAUCGACCUGGAGUACGACUCCAAGUGGGCGGAGUUUCCCUGCGACGAGUCGUCGUCCUUCUUGUUCUUUACCGACAGGGAGGAGCACUACUACAUCUGCCAGUACAAAUUUUCAGCCAGUGUUGCCACUUCAACCACGCAAUCGUCGCAGACGACCGCGGCACCAGAGACAGCGCCACCGGCUGCAACAACAGCCGCUGCUUAAAUUCGUCCUUGAUUAACUUAUUGAACUGUGGUGCCUCGACUGCAUUUUUGGAUGCAAAAUGUUCAAUCAGCUGAACACCGAUAGAGUUUAAUGUUAUUUAUAAAGUUUAAGCCAUGAAGUAAGCGGUGUCUAUUUCAAAAUUAAGAAGAUAACUUUUGAAAAAAUAAAAAAUUACCUAUUUUACACACAUUUGUUUUAUUUUUUAUUA